Messenger RNA from Seminavis robusta, 1548 nucleotides. Lineage: Eukaryota; Bacillariophyta; Bacillariophyceae; Naviculales; Naviculaceae. The record is from the annotation of a GenBank genome assembly.
AUGGGACGCAUCACUGUGUUUGCUCUGGAGGAAUGCCCUCAUUGCAGGAGGGCCAAAAGCGCUCUGAAAGAGCGUUCAAUUCCCUACGUUGAGGUCUCCUUGACGACUCACCCCAAUCGCCGGUCUGACAUGAUUAGUCUCAGCGAUAGACUUUCUGUGCCUCAGGUAUUCUUCAACGAACAGCACGUUGGUGGUGCUGACGACACGCUCCAGCUAUUGGCCGAGUGGGACAAGGACACAUCAAAGACUCCUCAACAGAAAUACCAAGACGAGAUUGCUGCCCAGCCGGAUCCUGCAGAUGCCAGAUUGAAGGAAUCCACGGAUCCUCCCGUGGUACCCAAGGAACCACUACCACGAGAUGCAGCGGAUAAUAUCCAGUUGCCUGAUGGAUCUACUAUUACUGUCUUGGAUCUGGUCGAGAAGAAAUUAAAGCCAAUCUUGUCGGGCCAACGAAAAUCUACCCUGUUUUUGACAACCUACAAACACACCUUUACCGGUGCCGAGGCAGUCCAGGCACUCGCCAAAGAAUUCAAUUGCAAGGAAACGGAGGCUGUGGAUUUUGGAAAAGUUUUGAUGGAACGAGAAAUCAUCCAGCCGGUAGGAGGACAUGCCAAGGAAUUCAAAGAGUCACCCACUCAUUUGCUGCGACUGCAAUGCUACCAUACGCCCCACAUUUUGAAUUCGUAUCGCGUCUGGAACACACGGGUCGAUCCAGAUGCCAUGGCAGUCAUUACUCGUCUCAAAAAGCUGUUGGGAAAGGUGGAAUCUGCAGUGACAAACGACGAAGGAUUGGUACACUACAUUCAGGCGACGCAGCAUGAACACUAUCCCAUCUUUGAAGAAGCAGUCUGCGAGCUUCAGGGCAUGGACUUGGCAAAGCUGGAUCGCAAUGCUAUGAUUGCUUUUGGAAUCAAUGCCUAUAAUGUGUUCAUCAAGUAUGCGUUUAUAAAGGUUGGAAUCUACAACGAUCCCUUUGCGUUGUUGGCCUACUUUUUCCAAAUCAAAUUCGAUAUUGGUGGUCACCUCUUUGGGUUUCACGAUCUAGAAAGCGGGAUACUGCGAGGCAAUCGCAAUGCUCCCUAUGCCCUGUCUCCUCCCAUUCCCAAGAACGAUCCUCGGUUGGCAUUCAUGGUGCAAGAUGUGGACAAUCGCAUCCAUUUCGGCCUCAAUUGCGGAGCGCGCAGUUGUCCCCCAGGUUUGUCAUAUCCUCCGGAUUAUUUGAAGAGCUUCACGGCCGAAGGUAUUGAAGAAGAAUUGAGGAUUGUGGCAAUGUCGUUUGCUGAAGAUGACGACAACGUGCAUGUGGACAGUGACAAGCGCAUCUUGAGCUUCUCACAGAUUAUCAAUUGGUACCGAAUAGAUUUUGCUCCCUCCAACAAGGAGCUUCCGCAGACCAUCGUCCAAUUCUUGAGAGGUGACAAGAAGGACAAGCUACAGGAUAUGAUUGAUGAUGGCAAGCGCAUCAAGAUCAAGUUCUUGCCGUAUGAUUGGACAACAAACGCCCAAAAAGAUGGCUUUCUGCCAUUCAAAAAAGCCAACAUACAGUAG